AUGCGUACUUUAUUAGCUCAAAAAAACUGUGCAGUCAAUCAUAAAAAUUAUUCAUUUUUGCUUUGGGUGGUUGCUAUCACUGGUGGUGCAUCGGGAAUUGGUAAAGGACUGGCGCAAAAAAUUGCAUUAGAGGAGAAUGCCAUCGUCUGCAUUUUGGAUAUUAAUCAGGAAGAAGGAAUUCGAACUGUAUCACAAAUUACUGAAAAUGGUGGGCGAGCAUAUUUCUUCCUGUGUAAUGUUGCAAAAUCCGAUGAAGUAAAAUUGUGCGCAGAGCAAAUAUUCAGCAAUGCAAAAAUUGGUAGCAUUGAUAUCUUAGUUUGCAAUGCAUCGAUACUCAGAAUCGGCAAAUUUAUUGAUUUAGAUGAUAAGGAUUAUCAAGAUACAGUGAAUGUCAACAUUCUCGGUUACAUUUAUACAAUGAGAGCCUUUUUGCCGCGUAUGAUGGAUCGAAAUCAUGGGCAAAUUGUCGCGAUUGGAUCGAUUUGUAGUCAUUAUGGAGAUUAUCUUGGAACUGCUUACUGCACAGCAAAAUUUGCUAUCCGCGGAUUAAUGGAAACUCUCCAAAUGGAACUUUAUGAAGAGAAGAAAAAUGGUGUAGUAUUGACAACUAUUUAUCCAUAUUUUGUUGAUACGGCACUUAUUUCAAACAAUAUGACAGAACCGUUCAGCACAUUUUACGAUGUAAUACCAUUGGAUAAAUGCGUUGAAGAAAUUUUGGAUGCAAUUCUAAAGGAACGAAUGUAUUAUUUUAUCCCACAAUCUCUGGCAUUCUUAUGUAAUGCUGCAAAAUGCUAUACAACGAAAUACUCAAUGCCGUAUAUAAGGCGACUGGUCAACUGCAGAUAUCAAACUCUCAACAGAAGAGAAGGCAAUGAAGUAUAA
Acanthocheilonema viteae is the source of this 882-nucleotide messenger RNA. The record is from the annotation of a GenBank genome assembly. Lineage: Eukaryota; Metazoa; Nematoda; Chromadorea; Rhabditida; Onchocercidae.